Molecule: messenger RNA, 2394 nt
Organism: Pangasianodon hypophthalmus (striped catfish)
Lineage: Eukaryota; Metazoa; Chordata; Actinopteri; Siluriformes; Pangasiidae
Exons: 12
Coding region: 402-1676 (424 amino acids)
Molecular function (GO): 2 iron, 2 sulfur cluster binding
Source: RefSeq, a predicted model, not a curated record
GCGCGUAAAUGAAAUGUGGAAAACUAAAUCAAAGGAAUGGUAAAUUAAAUUAUGUAGUAUAAAUUAUAUAAGGAAUAAUGAAUGAAGAGAAGCUGAAAUGCAGGGAGGAGUUUGUUUCCGGUGACAGUGUGCGUAACUAGGCAACAGCGUUCUCUUCCGUUACAUGACGCGCAUACUCUUUUGCUACACACUCAAAAGUAUGUACUUUUUCUUCACAGAAAGAGCCCAUACUUUAGUGCUUGUAUGAGUAGGCGAAUUGAGACGCAGCAAGAGUUUAGGAUAAACCGGAAGUAAAUCAUGUCUAAGCGAUGUUGCAUGGAAAUGAAUGGGUUCUGUAGUGUUAAGAUCACUUUUUUGUAUUAUAAAAAUCCCCAGUGUUAAAGGAUAAUUAGGAAUUCUCCAUGGAGCAUUUUGAGCAGGAUUUAGUUGAGGCUCUGAGAGAUGUUGUGAAAGCUGGGAGCUGGCAGUGUGUCGGAGAAGCAGCCAAGUUCAAGGCACCGUGCACCAAGUUGUACUCUGAGGAUGGAGAGCAUAUCGUCCUUGUGCGAACAGAAGACGGACGGUUUUGGGCGAUGGAUUCCUCCUGCCCACAUGAAGGAGGUCCACUUGACCAAGGAGACAUCGAGGACCUUGGAGACGGCAAACUGGCACUAAUAUGCCCGUGGCACUAUUUUGAUUUUAGCCUGGAGACAGGUUCGUCCUCCACAGGCCUGCAGAAUCAAGUCUACGAUGUCAGAAUAGUGGAUGGAAAACUGUAUAUAAAUACUCAAAGUAGCUUGUCUCUGUAUCCAGUCCCUGUCACAAAAAAGGCAACCCGAGAUGCCUUAUUACCCACGGAAACAAAAUUAGACUCAUCAGAAAAUACACUCUGCUUCUGGGCCAGGAAAAUCCUCUGUACUCCAGACCCACUAGAAAAGGUGGCUUUGACUAAGAAAGUGCAGAGCUGGUGGGACACUGGGGAAAUAACCGAGAUUGGUGAGUGUGCACCACCAGCUCAGCCUAGCAGGAUAGAUAGUCUGACUGUGGUGGAGCCGGGCAAAAUCAAACGUGGCAAAGGAGGCACACAGGCAAGCAGAAUUGCUUUGCUUCAUUCUCUGGCUAACAUAGAGCAGUGGGCUAUUGACCUCUCAUGGGACAUCAUUGCUCGAUUCUCUACAGUCAAGCUGAGCUCCGGAGACUCGCUGCCACGAGAGUUCUUCAGCGACUUUGUCAAAGUAGCCGGCGAUGAAGCUAAGCAUUAUGAAUUAUUAGAGCAAAGGAUCAAGGAGCUUGGCACCUCUUUUGGUGCUCUUCCAGUACACAAUGGUUUGUGGCAAUCAGCAGCAGAAACUUCACAUGACCUUCUGGCUAGGCUGGCUAUAGUACACAUGGUCCAUGAGGCUAGGGGCUUAGACGUGCACCCUCAGACACUGUCCCGCUUUGCAGCGCAAGGAGACACAAGCUCAGUAAAGAUCCUGGAGGUGAUUUAUGCUGAUGAGAUAACACACGUGGCUGCAGGACUCCGAUGGUUCACUUACAUUUGUUCCAAGGAGGAACGGGAUUGCCUGGCAACAUUCCAUGACUUGGUUAAAUUGCAUUUCAAAGGUUAUUUGAAGCCUCCAUUCAACAUAGAGGGAAGGAAGACAGCAGGGAUGACAGAAGAGUGGUAUGUUCCACUUGUUAAACCCGCCAGCUGACUGAAGAUCUCCUGCAACAUUUCUAUGAAGAUAAGCUGCUAUUCUUGCACCAGUGUACACACAGUCUGCCAGUAUCGAUAUCUCCAUUACAGUAAACAUGGUUUACCAGUUUUUAGUUUCUGUUUGCUGUUGUGAAGUGGUUAUUUGUACAGAAAAAAGUAUUGCUUCUACGUACAAUUAGUUUUAUUAUUUGAAAUUUUAAUGCCGUGCUAAUUGGUAAGUUGUCAUAGCAUAAUCAUUUAUUGUAAGGAAGUCUAAUGCAUUUCUUGGUAAUUCAAGAACAAAUAAAAAAUUAUAUCAUGGGGUCCAAAAGUCUGAGACCAUUAGUGAAAAUGCUUCUAUUUUACAUUUGGUGCAUUUGGCUUCUAUUUUGCAACAUGGUAAAAUCACAAAUUUGUAUAAUUUAAUUUACACAUUGACAUAGUGCAGAAUCUUGAAAUCCUGAAUAUUUAAGAUGUUAAACAUUUCCUUUCUUUUUUCAUUUUUUGUCAGAAUUCUAAAACAUAUUGUUUAUUUCCAGUUUAAAAUAAAAAAGAAAAUCGUAGAUUUUAAAAAUGGUCUCAGACUUUUGAACCCCACUGUGUGUGUUUGUGUGUGUGUGUGUGUAUAUAUAUAUUAUAUAUACACACACACGCACACAUACAUACAUACAUGUGUUUGCAUUUGUUAUAUGCAAGGCACCAUAUUUAAUAUUGUCCAAUAAAUACUAUACACUCAA